This is a messenger RNA of Carcharodon carcharias (great white shark), 2392 nucleotides long. It is a transcript of the gene dglucy, whose product is annotated as D-glutamate cyclase. Lineage: Eukaryota; Metazoa; Chordata; Chondrichthyes; Lamniformes; Lamnidae. The transcript is spliced from 15 exons. Gene Ontology annotation, molecular function: D-glutamate cyclase activity. The coding region runs from base 285 to 2165 and encodes 626 amino acids. Gene Ontology annotation, biological process: glutamate metabolic process. The record is from RefSeq and is a predicted model, not a curated record.
UCAGUUCCGGCCAGCAGAUUUUCCCAGAAUAACCACUUCUGAGUCUCUUAAAGAAACCAGAUACACAGCUUAGCUGAUAGCACUUUUAUCUCUGCAUCAAAGGGUUAUUGGUUUCAAACUCCAGUCUGGAGACUUCAGAACAAAAAUCCAACCUGACGUGCCAAUGCAGUGCUGAGUGGAUGCUGCAGUGUCAGAGAUAACCAUGAUGCCUCAAGAAUUCAUUGGCUGGAUGGCGGUCGUUGGAUAAGCAGCAAUAAGCUUGCCACUGAUCUGCUGGGGACGCAAUGAUGCUGAAUGCUCGCUUCCUAAAGUCUGUGCUACCGGCCUCUGCCAGAAAUUUGAUCCGAACUGGACUGCUGCGGGCUGUGGCCACCUCCGGGCUGUCCGAAGGUUUCAAGCAAGCCAACAUUGUGAUAGUGGGCAAAGAGCUUGCUGAUGAUUUUGAGAAGUUUUGUUUGGCAAACAAUGGACCACUGCCAUUACUGUACAGGAGUAAACCUGGUGAGUGGAGCUCCCCACCACUCAGCACCGCUUCUGAUAUAAGGACUGAUUGCCCACAGUACAUCAAAUACGAGGGAGGAAAUGUCACAGGCAAUCUAAGCAGCCUCAUGGAAUGCACCAAGCAGUUGAAGGACAUGGUUACGUUUUAUCUGGGAUGCAGCUUUUCCUUUGAGAGAGCACUCCUCGAGGCUGAUGUUCCAAUAAGAAACAUUGAACAAGGGCGUAACAUCAGCAUGUUCAGGACGUCCAUUCCGUGUGUUGGGGUUGACGGUUUUCAGUGUAACAUGGUGGUCACUAUGCGACCUAUCCCCGUAGACAAGCUUGAUGCAGUUAUGAAAGUAACCCAUCACAUGGAGGAUGCCCAUGGUGCUCCUGUACACAUUGGCCACCCAGGAUUAAUUGGAAUUGAAGACUUGUCCAAUCCAGAUUUCGGGGAUGCAGUUGAGGCACAUCCUGGUGACACUGCAGUGUUCUGGGCCUGUGGAGUCACUGCAACAGAGGCUAUUCGCAGCUGCAAAUCCCCUCUGGCUUUCACCCAUGCUCCUGGCUGCAUGUUCAUUACUGACCUGAGGAGUGAGCAGGAGGUGAGCAGUAACUAUGCUGCUGACACAGAAACCCCAUGUGUUUUCUGCAUUUCUCAGAAUCCGCUCCACUAUAGCGUUGCCUCAGUUACCACAGUUAAGAAAUUCAAGGCCCUGGACACUCUGAUUCAGCAAGACCCAGGCAAUCGAGGUAUCAAGCAUUUAUUACUUGAAAACCAACUGCUGAAAGCCUGCCUCUCCCUGUCACAUGCAAGAUCUGUGCUCAUCACCACUGGAUUUCCAACCCACUUCAAUCACCAGCCUCCAGAGGAGACGGAUGGUCCUCCAGGAGCUAUUGCCAUAGCAGCUAUGUUGCAGGCUCAGAAGAAAAACGUCGUCAUAGUAACAGAUCAAAGAGCCUUAGAGAUGAACAAAAAGAUUAUUGAAGAAGCUGUUGAGCAAGGAGUGCUGAAAACCUCCGUCCCUGUCGUUAGCUUCCAGAAUGAUGAUGAAGAUUCAUCCCUAAAGUUCCUUUGUCAUGAUAAAAAUCCGCAGUUUCCAAGGUUUGACCAUCUCGUAGCAAUAGAACGUGCUGGAAUGGCUGCAGAUGGCAAUUACUACAACGCAUGGAAAGUGAACAUUAAGCACUUGGUGGAUCCAAUUGACAAACUGUUCCUUGCAGCACAGAACAUCCUUGGAAUUGCCACAACAGGUAUCGGAGAUGGAGGGAAUGAACUGGGAAUGGGAAAGGUGAAAGAGGACGUCAAAAAAUACAUUCACAACGGGGACCUGAUAGCUUGCAACGUUGAAGCAGAUUUUACAGUCAUUGCAGGUGUAUCAAACUGGGGAGGUUAUGCUGUAGCCUGUGGUCUCUACAUUCUCAACAACUGUACAAUCCAUGAACGCUACCUGCGCAAAGCAGUUGGAUUCCCUAAGACCUCUGAAAUGGAUGAAUAUAUUUCAGCACUGCCGACUGUCCAUAAGGAAGAAAAGCUACUGGAAUUGCUGGUGAAACAUGGAAUUCGAAGUGGAAAAACUGGGAAUUUGGGGAUGGAAGUGGACGGCUUGCUGUUCCAUGACACGCACUCAUCUAUGAUCAAACAGCUGUUGGAAAUCACACUGGGACAGGUCCAAUCAAACUAGUUCACAAAGUGGGCGUGCAGGAAGCUUUAAUAUAGAAUUACAAUCAUUCUUGCUGACCUUUUAACUGCAUAAGUUCCAGUUAGGUUUACACUAACUAAUUGAUAUAUUUUCACAACAGGUAGGUUAUAAUGCAGUGUUACUUUUCUUGAUUAAUUUCAUGUUUUUAUGGCUGUGUUGUGCUUCCCAUUUCACUUCAAAAAUUAAUACAAUCUCAUCUUCCCACAAAA